GAAAUCUUUCCUGGCAAGAUGGCCGACUUGGAGGCUGUGCUCGCUGAUGUGAGCUACUUGAUGGCUAUGGAGAAAAGUAAAUCUACUCCAGCCGCCAGAGCCAGCAAAAAGAUCGUGCUACCUGAGCCGAGCAUCCGCAGUGUUAUGCAGAAAUACUUAGAAGACCGGGGUGAGGUGACCUUUGACAAGAUAUUUUCUCAGAAGAUUGGCUACUUGCUAUUCCGAGACUUUUGCCUGAAUCAGAUGGAGGAGGCCAAGCCACUGGUGGAGUUCUAUGAAGAGAUCAAGAAGUAUGAAAAGUUGGAUUCUGAGGAGGAGCGUGCAAUUAAGAGCCGCCAGAUCUUUGACACAUAUAUCAUGAAGGAGCUGCUGUCGUGCUCUCAUCCGUUCUCUAAGACUGCCACGGAGUAUGUGCAGAGCCGCCUCACCAAGAAGCAAGUACCACCUGAUCUCUUCCAGCCAUACAUUGAAGAGAUCUGUCAAUGUCUGCGUGGGGAUAUUUUCCAGAAAUAUUUUGAGAGUGACAAGUUCACACGGUUCUGCCAGUGGAAGAAUGUAGAGCUGAACAUCCAUCUGACCAUGAAUGACUUCAGCGUCCACCGUAUCAUCGGGCGUGGUGGCUUUGGCGAGGUCUAUGGCUGCCGGAAAGCGGACACAGGCAAAAUGUAUGCUAUGAAGUGUCUGGAUAAGAAAAGAAUUAAGAUGAAACAGGGGGAGACACUGGCCUUGAAUGAGCGUAUCAUGCUGUCGCUUGUCAGCACUGGGGAUUGUCCCUUCAUCGUGUGCAUGUCAUAUGCCUUCCAAACACCUGACAAGCUCAGCUUCAUCCUGGACCUCAUGAAUGGGGGCGAUCUGCAUUACCACCUGUCACAGCACGGGGUUUUCUCCGAGACUGAGAUGCGUUUCUAUGCAGCAGAGAUCAUUCUAGGGCUAGAACACAUGCACAACCGCUUUGUGGUGUAUCGUGACCUCAAGCCAGCCAAUAUCUUGCUGGAUGAGUUUGGCCAUGUCCGUAUCUCAGACCUGGGUCUUGCCUGUGAUUUCUCCAAGAAGAAACCUCAUGCCAGUGUGGGCACACAUGGGUACAUGGCACCAGAGGUUCUUCAGAAAGGCGUGGCCUAUGAUAGCAGUGCUGACUGGUUCUCUCUAGGCUGCAUGCUCUUCAAACUACUGAGGGGGCACAGUCCUUUUCGGCAGCACAAGACUAAAGACAAACAUGAAAUUGACCGCAUGACGCUUACGAUGGCUGUGGAGCUGCCAGACACCUUUUCACCUGAGCUACGCUCACUGUUGGAGGGGCUACUUCAGAGAGAUGUCAAUCGUCGCCUGGGUUGUAUGGGCCAUGGAGCAACUGAGGUGAAAGAGAACCCUUUCUUCCAGGGUCUUGAUUGGCAGAUGGUUUUUCUCCAGAAGUACCCACCACCCUUAAUCCCACCACGUGGAGAAGUGAAUGCAGCUGAUGCUUUUGACAUUGGUUCCUUUGAUGAAGAGGACACAAAAGGAAUCAAGCUACUGGAUAGUGACCAGGAGCUCUAUCGUAACUUCCCCCUCACUAUUUCGGAGCGCUGGCAACAAGAGGUGACAGAAACCGUUUUUGACACAGUCAAUGCAGAGACUGACAAGCUGGAGGCCCGCAAAAGAGCAAAGAACAAGCAGCUGGGCCAUGAGGAAGAUUAUGCCCUAGGCAAAGACUGCAUCAUGCAUGGCUACAUGUCAAAACUGGGGAAUCCUUUCCUUACCCAGUGGCAGAGGAGAUACUUCUACCUCUUCCCAAAUCGAUUGGAGUGGCGUGGAGAAGGAGAGUCCCCGCAAUCUUUACUCACCAUGGAAGAGAUCCAGUCAGUGGAGGAGACACAGAUAAAGGAUAGAAAGUGUGUCCUGCUGAAGAUCCGGGGAGGCAAACAGUUUGUCCUGCAGUGUGAUAGUGACCCUGAGCUGGUGCAAUGGAAGAAGGAGCUGCGUGAUGCCUACCAGGAAGCCCAGCAGCUGCUGCAGAGGGUGCCCAAGAUGAAACACAAGCCACGCUCUCCGGUGGUGGAGCUGAGCAAGGUCCCGCUGAUCCAGCGCAGCAGCAGCAGCACCAACGGCCUCUGACCUUCCUCAACUUUCCCUCCCAUCCUUAAUUUAUUUGGCUGGGUUUGUCCACCGUCCCCAUCCUCUCUCCUGUCUCUCUUUUUGCUGAUUGUUGUGAUGUUCACCCCAGCCCUCUGGGGUAUUGUAGUGAGGGGGUGGGGGCAUCAACAAAUUUGGGACAAGCUUUUCCAUGUCUCUUGUCCUCCCCAAAGCACAUGGGGAUUUAUGCCCAUUUCAAGGGGAAGGAGCCCAGUUGGAAAGAUAGAAUAAGACAACACACCUCUCACUAAGGAAGGCUGGGAUUUAACACCUUGCAUUUAAAUGGGACCAACGGGAGAGAAUGUUCUGGAGUGCUUUGUGUACCUUGAACACUCCCUGCCUCCUCCCUGUGGUGCCACACAUGUGCUAGUGCACAUUAGAGGAGCAUCAGAGAGACUGCUAGUUUAGGUUUUGCUCCCCAUGGGGUGAUGGGGGGAGGGGCAGGACAUCCUCUGAAUUGAGUCUCCUUCUACUAGUAGGGAUGGAAAGAAAUCUAAAUGACAAUCUGAAUACCAUCCCCUUUACUGUCCAGAUCCAAACUCUGACAAGAAUUGCACAGCUGAUGCUGAAUCAAGGGUGUCCUGGUUCUGGCAGAGAAAGCUCAAGAGAGCACGCUUUUCUCUGCUGUUGCCCCUUGCUCAGAGUAUUAAUUCAUCAGCCAUUGUGCCAUAACCAAGUCUUUCAGGAUUGGCUGGGUUUCUACCCUAGGAGGGUGGUAAAGCUGUCUUGAAGCUACUACCUAGAAGAACUUGCUAACAGAUGAAGGUUUACCCCAUUCUUUUCCCUCCCUGUGUUCCUGAGCCCAUUCCUGAGGCUGUUGUUGCUACAGCCUUACUCAUGAUUCCUCUGCUUACACUAUUCCAGGCCUGGACAAAUAUUUUUAUCAAUUGUGCCAAAUUUCACAAUGGUUUUUAUCUCAUCCAGGUGGGCCAAUGGAGUACCUGCAAAAUCCUAUUCCUUGUUGCCCCAGGCCAUACCGGGCCAAGUUUCCUAUCACUUGAGUGCCCCAGACUGUGCUAUUGCUUCUGAGUCUUCUCCUUGGAAUAGGAUGGGAACCGUCUCCUGCUCUGCUGUCUCUACUGCCAAAUGUAUUCUGCUUUGCUGUGGAAAGAAGGAGGGGCAGCAGAGUUCAUGCCAAAAGAGAUUCAGAACUGCCUGUCCUGUGCUUGGGGCCUUUCAGGAGUGGGGCUAGAGUGGAGGGGCAGUAGCUGGAAGCUCAGCCUAACUGAGGCCCUGUGCCAACUCCGAGUGUCUGAAGGACUCUGUAAAUAUCUCCGUGCCAAGAGGCCAGGCUGGGUUUGAAAAACUGGGUCUGCUCUUCCCCUGUAUUAAUACUGUCCCUCCCUCACAGCAGUGUUAUGAUUUCUCUCACAGGCUGGGGAGAAAUGUCAGGUUGAAUUAAGCCUGUGCCCCUCCUCUUCCACUUGUGAAACACAGAGGGGGUGUGGUAUGGGUGGAUGGCUUUUGGUAGGAGAUCAGGUCCCCUCCCCUGGUCUCACGGCCCAAGUGCAUGCGAUUGCCUCUGCUGCAUGCCCCCACCCCAAUGAUGAACUCUGCCUGUUCUUCCACCUGACUCCCGUUUUCCUUCCAGGGUGAUUAGCCCCAGAAGGAGAAAGGUGGAAUGAAGCCCCGUUCCUUGCAGUGUCUGUAAAUAUUGAUCUCUGGUUUGUCUCUCUGGGUUAUUAUUAUGGAUUUUUUUUGCCGAUUUUUGAAUGUGAUUUUAAUGAGUGGGUUAAAAAGACUGUUUUUAUAAUAAAAAAUUCAAAACCCACAAGA
Sphaerodactylus townsendi is the source of this 3888-nucleotide messenger RNA. RefSeq names its product G protein-coupled receptor kinase 2 (gene GRK2). Gene Ontology annotation, molecular function: ATP binding; G protein-coupled receptor kinase activity; G protein-coupled receptor binding. Gene Ontology annotation, biological process: regulation of signal transduction; G protein-coupled receptor signaling pathway; protein phosphorylation. The coding region runs from base 19 to 2094 and encodes 691 amino acids. The transcript has 21 exons. NCBI's taxonomy places the organism in Eukaryota, Metazoa, Chordata, Lepidosauria, Squamata, Sphaerodactylidae. The record is from RefSeq and is a predicted model, not a curated record.